UUCGACUCCAAGAUUUCUGAAGUAGCUUUUAGGUUCCGAGUCAACGUCUCUGAUCUUUUAUUUGCCAACUCUAUAGAUUCAAAUCAACCGAACCAAAUCUUACCCAAGAAAACACUUCUAAAAAUACCCAUUUCAUGUUCAUGUGUCGAUGGCAUACGACGAUCUUUGUCCACGCAACACGAUUGGUGCAACGGAUACUUUGAUGUCAAUAUCAGAAGUGUAUGGAGGACUUGUUAGUGCAGAACAGAUUGGGAGUGCUAAUGGGGUUGAUGCAGAUCAACACCCUUUAGUCAGUGGACAGAGUCUUGUGAUUCCCUUGCCAUGUACAUGUUUCAAUAAUAGCAAUAAUGGUGCAACCAGUGUGUACUUGUCUUAUGUGGUGCAGAAUGGAGAUGCGUUAACAAACAUUGCAACAGAGUAUGGUGUCACAGUUGGCAAUUUGGAGAUCAUAAAUGGGCUUGGCCAGCCUCAAAUUGAUACUGGAGAUAUUCUGGCUAUUCCACUUGCUGCAUGUUCAUCAGCAAAUCUGAAUUGGUACAACGAAAGCCUAAUAGUUCCAAAUGGUUCUUAUGCUUUGACUGCUAAUAAUUGCAUCAAAUGUGGCUGCAGACCGAAUGAUCUCAGCUUAGAGUGUUCACCCUCAGGAAUUGCGGAUAAAUGUUCACAUUUACAGUGCAAAGACUCCAAGCUAUUUAUUGGAGAGAGGCACGAAACUCAUACAACAUCUGGUUGCAAUUUUACAGCCUGCAUUUAUCGUGGACAUCUUGGAGGCAAAAUCUUUCGAAGUUUGGUGAAUUCAACUGAUGUCAAGUGUUUAGGUAACCAGAGUGAACCUGCAGGGUCAUCAAUGGAGUCUCCAGCAACUAGUUACAUAGCACCAUACUUAAGUCCAUCCCCAUCUCCAUCUCAAUACUCACACUCAGCCAAAACCCACUCAUUAGGAUUCAAUUCUAGUCAUAGCAAAAAAUGGCUAUCUCAAGCGUUACACCUUAUAAGUUUAUUGGUUUUUGAGUUUAUCUUUGAAAUACUCUUGUAAAAAGGUUAUUUUGGAGAAAAGGGAUAAUGAAAAUCAAACUUACACCUAUUGUGUAAAACAAUUCUACUGA
Molecule: messenger RNA, 1106 nt
Organism: Lycium ferocissimum
Lineage: Eukaryota; Viridiplantae; Streptophyta; Magnoliopsida; Solanales; Solanaceae
Product: lysM domain-containing GPI-anchored protein LYP6-like
Source: RefSeq, a predicted model, not a curated record